Messenger RNA from Caenorhabditis angaria, 713 nucleotides. NCBI's taxonomy places the organism in Eukaryota, Metazoa, Nematoda, Chromadorea, Rhabditida, Rhabditidae. The record is from the annotation of a GenBank genome assembly.
AUGUACCUCUUCUCCUACCCUCACGCUCUAAUCUGGCCAAAUAUCUGUCUAAUUCUAACAAUUCUCUGGUGCCUAGCCACCCAAUAUACAGCUCAAUCAAGUGCAGAAUGUGAUGAGAUCAUAGCUCCAGCGAUGAAGAAUUUCUACAAUUUUUCAAUUGAUCAAAUUAUUUACCACGGUGCUAAUUAUUAUGUGAGUUGGUGGUGUUUAGUUAAUUAAUUAAUUAUCUGAAUAUGUAUAAUUUGCAGAGAUUGGAUGGCAGCUUCUACUUCGCUAAUAUGAUCUAUGCAAUAAGUGUGAAUAUUCUCUCAUCCUGGUGUUUUUGCACAAUAAUCUUCUGUGGAUUCUCAACAUACCGAAAAAUGCGAAAAUUAACUCAUGCCUCCCAGAAAACUCUAGACCUUCAAAAACAACUUUUCAAAGCUCUAGUCGUUCAGACAAUCGUCCCAAUGGCAACAAUGUUUUUCCCCGUGUCUAUUUUUCUAAUCGGCCCGUUUUUCAAAAUAACUUUGGGACCUGUUGAGGUUCUUCUGGCGACUUUUAUCACAACUUAUCCACUUAUUGAUCCUUUGAUAGUUUUAUAUUUUGUGAAGGAUUAUCGGGUUUUGAUGUUGCAAUUUUUAAAGUGCGAAAAGAUGGUGGCAAAAAAGUAUACGUCUACAGUUUCCGGAGUUACUGCAACUGUGAUUUCGAUGAAUAACUCAAGACUAUAG